Lactuca saligna is the source of this 1419-nucleotide messenger RNA. The record is from the annotation of a GenBank genome assembly. Lineage: Eukaryota; Viridiplantae; Streptophyta; Magnoliopsida; Asterales; Asteraceae.
AUGGCAUCCCAAUCAUCUACAGCUACUUAUACUCUUGAUGUUGAGUUGGAUGUCUACAUUGGCCACCAAAAUGAUCCAAUCCUUGAUUGGGCUGAAAAUGAGUUGUUAUCGGAUGGUAAUGGGUAUGAACUGGAUGACAACAAAGAAGAGGAUGACAAGGAAGAAGAGGAUGACAAUGAUGAAGAUGAUAACUUUGAUGAUAUUAUGGCAUAUGAACAAGAAGUUGAUGAAGAAGUCCAUACCUUUAACAAAACUGUCGGUGAUGAAUUUUUAAACAAACUUUCAGUUAUUGGAUCUCAAGAGGUUCAUUUGUUAGCAGAAAACAAGGAAGAAAACAAGGAGCUAAUAUGCUCAAAUCAAGAACAACAAGAAGAAGAAGAAGAAGACUGGGAGGCUCGGCGUGCUCAGAUCAAGCUGACAAAAGGGUUCGUAGCCAAGGAGUCUGUAAAAGGACAUAUGGUGAAUGUUGUAAGAGGUUUGAAGUUGUAUGAAGACAUACUUAACGACACUGAGCUCUCCAAGUUAAAUGACUAUGUGAACCAACUACGAGUUGCUGGCCAAAACGGACAACUCUCAGGUCAGACGUUUAUCAAGUACAACCAGCAGUCAAAGGCAAUCAAGAGAGAGCUCAUUCAGUUUGGUGCUCCUAUUUUCGGUCAAAUAAAAGAUGACGCCACAACCAAAUCCCAAAAUAGCCACAUGGAGCCAAUUCCCGCCCCUCUUGAAAACAUCAUCGACAAUCUGAUUCAAUGUCAUCUGAUUUCUGAAAACAGACGACCAAACAGUUGCAUCGUUAGCUUUUUCGAUGAGGGUGAAUUUUCACAGCCUUUCUUGAAACCACCUCAUCUAGAACAACCUAUUUCCACUCUUCUUCUUUCCGAAUCAACAAUGGGCUUCGGGCGUACUCUAGUCUGCGACAACGAUGGAAACUACAAAGGAUCACUCAUGCUUUCCCUAAAGCAAGGAUCCCUGUUAGUGAUGAGGGGCAACAGCGCUGACAUGGCUCGCCACGUCAUGUGUCAAUCUCCAACUAAGCGAAUCAGUGUCACCUUCUUUAAAGUACGAAUAACAGACACCUGUGAGAACACGUCAUCAGCAAUCACAGUGUGGCAACCAAGUGUUCCAAAUCAUGUACCGGCUGGAACACUUGAAGGCUGUGAUCAUAGGACAGGUGUCGUUUCUAAAUGGGGCGUAGGCGUCCUUCGUGCUCCACAACUGCUUAUGUUAGCACCAGUCCGUCCAAUGGUGAUGACCCCGAGAAGGUUACCCCGUGGCGGGACCGGAGUUUUCUUACCGUGGACUGUCGGGUCAAGAAAACCCGCAAAACAUCUACCUCCUCGUGCCCAACGAGGUCGUCUUCUUGUAGCUGAAACACAUAGAGCGGACUCCACCUCCGAUUUAGGCAUCAGUGUUGCUUAA